Botrytis byssoidea is the source of this 774-nucleotide messenger RNA. RefSeq lists its product as uncharacterized. NCBI's taxonomy places the organism in Eukaryota, Fungi, Ascomycota, Leotiomycetes, Helotiales, Sclerotiniaceae. The coding region runs from base 1 to 774 and encodes 257 amino acids. The transcript has 4 exons. The record is from RefSeq and is a predicted model, not a curated record.
AUGAUCUUUAACAACAAUGGAGCAAGUGACCCUCUUCAACAAUUCAAUCCCUCUACUCUCUCAGUAGACAACAAACAAAAAAUAAACACAGAGCGGAAAGGCUACAUCGAGCUCGCCCGAUUUAUCUUCGGGGAUAACUGGCAGUUCACAAAGUAUAUCCUCACCUUUGUCUGUGGAUAUCUCUCCGAUUCAGACCCAUUGACAUUGAAAGUCGUGGGUUUGUUAGGUGUUGGUACAGAUCUGGCUUUUGCAUACAGAUCUGUCAUAUCUGGAAAGCACAUGAUGGGCGAAUCUAGAUAUACAUCCAUGGAACAACAAAUAAGUGAGAGCGAUAUAUACGCGACGUUAGAGACUCUACGUCUGGAGCGAUUACCUUCUGGUACCACGGAUAUUAACCGGUCUGCAACAAACCCUCCCAGAGUGAUCAAAUUAAUGAAGUCAUUUUACGACGAUGCUCAGUGGGAAUUCAUAAAACUCGCUAUUGAGUGGGGCUUUGAUCGAUCAUAUUACACAUGGGCAAAAGUCACUCGGCUCCACAAAGAGGGAAUCAAAGUAGCCGAAGAAUGCAGACGUCUACUUGCCUCUAAAAAUAUUGAGGAAGAAGAAGUAAAUAGAACAUUGCGUAAUUAUCUCGACGAGAAUUGUUUCGAUAUCAACGAGGCUGAUGUGGGAGCUACGUUGGAUAUUGUGCAGGCUUGGGAUUACUAUAUGUCUCGUGAUGGAGACAAGAUUUCCAAAUUCUUAGAUGAUGUCAGGAAUGUUGACAAAUAUUAG